Molecule: messenger RNA, 926 nt
Organism: Saccostrea cuccullata (small rock oyster)
Lineage: Eukaryota; Metazoa; Mollusca; Bivalvia; Ostreida; Ostreidae
Exons: 3
Coding region: 1-891 (296 amino acids)
Molecular function (GO): protein binding
Source: RefSeq, a predicted model, not a curated record
AUGUCUGUCUUGGCUCAAGGAAUCUCGGUUUUCUCUAGCUGCAACAAAGCCGGAUCUGUGCCGUGUUUUACUCAAUAUCUGACGCAGCAUCCAAACGAUUAUACAGCUCUAACUUGGCGUGGUCGUGCUUACAGUAUAAUAGGAGAAAACGACAAAGCGAAAGCAGAUUUCGAAACCGCUGUGAGGGUAACUAGACCACCCAGAAAAUACUUGGCUGAGGCCCAUUUGGAGAAUAUCUAUGGUAACGGGGCUCGGGGAAAUCAAACGGGGAAAGGGGAGAACCGUGGUAUCACUGGUGCAACAAAAGCCUUGGAGAUAUCCACUACGUUUACAGUGGCAUAUCUUGGAUCAAGCCAGUGUGACAUUGUAAAUGGAAAUGACUCCAGGGCCCAAGAGAGUUUUCUAAAAGCAAAGGAGCUGAAUCCAUCAAUCUGCCCCUGGGAAGACUUCCGCGAAUUUAAGAACGUUGUUCUGCAGGGAAGGCAACACAGAGGUUCACAUUCCGAACGGCACAGAAGUUCAGAGCCAUCUGGUGUAUCCGGAAGAGGGGGUUGGGGAGGAAGUAGGGGAGGAGGUGGAAAUGGAAGUGGAGGCGAUGAUGAUGAUGAUGACCCCGAUGGAAGCAAAAUGUUGAAAAAAAUCAAAAAGGAAGCACCGGAAGUGAAGAAGUAUAAAGGAAGAAUUUACUAUCGAUCAAAAUGUGGGAGGUAUUGGUACACCAAAGACACGGCCGGUCAUGGAGAGGCUUUCUUUAAGAAGUACGAGGACAAACGAAGUACUCUGGAGUUCGUGGGCUCUGUGGAUAAAAACCUCAGAGAUAUGCCACGUAAACAUGAAUCUGCCCAAGCUCCGACGAUUCGUAAGAGUGAUAUGGACACAGUCAAUAUAUAAACAACAUAUCAAACUGUCACUUGAAUUAAUCUUGA